This is a messenger RNA of Durio zibethinus, 943 nucleotides long. NCBI's taxonomy places the organism in Eukaryota, Viridiplantae, Streptophyta, Magnoliopsida, Malvales, Malvaceae. The record is from RefSeq and is a predicted model, not a curated record.
ACCUAACAAAAUUGGCGGCUAUAAAUACCUCACCUCUGUGCUUUAUACGCGCAAGAAUCAAAAGUUUUCUCCUCAAAAUCCCAAUCAAAAUCCCAUUCUCUAACCCUUCUCUUUAGUGCUCACAAUGUCAACGGCCACAGUCAAGGCGAAGAAAAUAACCCUUCGAACCGCCGAUAAUCACGAAUUCGAAGUGGAUGAAGCCAUAGCUAUGGAGUUGGGUGCAAUCAAGACGUUCUUCGAAGAUAACCCUGACGCGUCCGAAGAACCCAUGCCGCUGCCAAACGUCACAUCCAAAUGCCUCUCAACCAUCAUCGAAUACUGCAAAUCUCAUUUGGCGUUCCGUGCGCGCGGCGGCUCCUCAUCGGUAGAGGACGAAGCCAAGGCCUACGAUGAAGAGUUUAUCAAGGCCCAAGACAAUGAGUCGCUGAAGGAGAUGAUUUUGGCCGCUAACUAUCUGAAUAUAAAGGAUAUGCUUGAUAUGCUGAAUCAAGCCGUGGCUGACAGGAUUAAAAAUAAGAGUGUGGAGUAUGUAAGGAAGUUUUUUGGAAUCGAGAACGAUUAUACGCCGGAGGAAGAGGCUGCGGUUAGGGCGCAGAAUGAAUGGGCGUUCCAAGGUGUCGAUCCUGACCACGAUUGAAUGAUUUUGAUGAUCGGGUUAGGGUUUUACAAGGUUUAUGUUAGGAGUAAAUUUUUUUUUUCAAUUUUUAUAAGAUUUCCGGUUGUUUAGGAUCUAAAACAUAACUAAGAUGGAUUAGAUGACUUGAAUAAGGGCUAUCAUGUUGAUAUGUUAAUGCCAUGUCUCUAAACGAUCUUUUUCUUGUUACAAAUUGUAGAAUUGGAUGAGGCACAGCAGCCUCCAAUCUCACCUCUUCUACAUAUUUCUGUGUUUGUCUGUGUAUAUAUUCUCUUCAUGAAUGAAAUUAUCGUCUCAUUAACGCGUAAA